Scomber japonicus (chub mackerel) is the source of this 420-nucleotide messenger RNA. RefSeq names its product metallothionein 2 (gene mt2). Bases 81 to 263 code for a protein of 60 amino acids. Gene Ontology annotation, molecular function: metal ion binding. The transcript has 3 exons. Lineage: Eukaryota; Metazoa; Chordata; Actinopteri; Scombriformes; Scombridae. The record is from RefSeq and is a predicted model, not a curated record.
CCAGUCACAACACCACUUCCAACGAGAAGAGACAUCACUGCCCCACACUCUGAACAAGCGAACUACACCUACUGAGAAAAAUGGACCCUUGUGAAUGCGCCAAGACUGGAACCUGCAGCUGUGCCGGAUCCUGCACCUGCACAAACUGCUCCUGCACCUCCUGCAAGAAGAGCUGCUGCUCAUGCUGUCCAUCUGGCUGCAGCAAGUGUGCCUCUGGCUGCGUGUGCAAAGGGAAGACAUGUGAUACCGGCUGCUGUCAGUGAAGAGCCUGCAUCAGCAGCACUCCAUGUCCAUGUGAUGGAGCCUGUAUGAACAAUCUGUGAAUCUCAGUUGUUGCAACAACUGAAAAUUGUCAUCACUUGUUUGGUUUUUUUUGUUUUUGUACUUGUCUUUCAAUAAUGAAAUAAAUCUGUAACGUGG